CUCAUAUGUGUACCACAUGUACAGUCCAUCUUGCAAUGAAACGCCCGCCACUUACCACGACGACUUAUAUACCUCCGUUUGGUCGUAUCACUUUGCGUCCUCGUACGAACGAGGCAUCCUUCUAUCGUUGUGGCAGUCUAUUGCAUUCAGUGUGACUGGUCUGAACCCACUCCAUUCCUCACUUCAACACCACAAUCCAAGUCCAACAUGACCACAGACGUCAUGGAAAAGUCGUCUACCCGCGUGGCCGACUCGCUCUCUGUUUCUGCACUGGGCGAAGAUGUCACGUCCACUCGGCCUCUUGAGCCGAUUACACGAAAAGUUGACUACCACAUCGUGCCGCUGAUGCUGCUGUGCUACUUUCUCCAAUUUCUCGACAAGGUCCUCAUCAACUACGCCAACAUCAUGGGUCUUUCUGCAUCAAUCGGCAUCCACGGCAACGACUUUCCUUGGAUGGCCACGGCCUUCUUCAUCGGCUACGCCAUCGCCGAGUUUCCCCAGGGCUACCUCAUCCAGAAAUUCCCCGUGAGCAAAGUCCUCGGCGUCAACGUCGUCCUGUGGGGCGUCACCAUCUGCUGCACGGCCGCGGCGCAGAACUUCCCGGGCAUCACCGCAAUCAGGGUCCUGUUGGGCAUGUUUGAGGCCGUCAUCACGCCGGCCUUGAUCAUGAUCACGUCGCAGUGGUACACCAGGCGGCAGGCGACCCCGAGGACGGGUAUCUGGUACUGCGGCCUCGGGAUGGGACAGGCCAUCGGUGGCUUGAUCUCCUUCGCUGCACAGCAUGGCAGCGCGACAAGCAACUUCGAAGGAUGGCGGAUUAUGUUCUUGGCUGUGGGGGUGUUUAACCUCCUUGUCGGUGCGGUAGUCACCUUCUGGAUGCCCUCUGGCAUUCAGGAGGCCAAAUUCCUGACAGAGGAGGAAAAGGUCGUGCUCCAAAACGCCCUGGCAAAGGACCAAGGAGGCAACGGCAAGAAGGUCUUCCAAAUGGCCGGCCUCCGAGAAGCAUUCAUGGACCUGCAGGUGUGGCUUCUCUUCCUCAACACCAUCCUCAUCGUGAUCCCCUCGGGCAUCAUCACGACCUUUUCUGCUACGCUCAUCCGCGGCUUUGGAUACACCACCAAGCAAGCUGCCUUGCUAAACAUGCCUUCGGGCGUUGUAUCAGUAAUGGCCACCUUAAUGGGCACAUUUGCCAUCUUGUAUGACUUCCCGCGUUGGCUAGGUAUCUGCAUCCUGAUGGUGCCUACUCUCAUCGGAGCCGGGCUCAUGUCAUUCUACAACACGAGUCAGGCUGGCUCUCUGGCGGGAAUCUAUCUCAUCAACUUCGACGUCGCGCCUCUUGCCCUCAUCUACGCGCUUGUGGGUGCAAACACGCAGGGCUACACGAAGAAGGUCACGACCAACGCCAUCAUCGCGAUUGGCUUCUCUAUUGCCAACAUCAUCGGACCACAGACCUUCCAGGCCAAAGACGCGCCAGAUUACAUCCCCGCCAAGAUUACAGUGUUUGGCGUCUGUGGUGGGUCUAUCCUGGUCAGCAUUGCCACAAGAAUCUUGUAUGGAGUGAGGAAUAGGGGGAAGACGGCAGUGCGACUUAUCGCCUCCAUUCUCCCUCCUUCUUUGGUGGCUGUCACAGGCGCCAACGGCUUUAUCGCGCAACAUUGUAUUGCUACCUUGCUCUCUCAAGGCUACAAAGUCGUCGGGACCGUUCGUUCCCAAUCCAAGGUCCAGCAAGUCGUGGAUACCCACGCCCAGAACUCGGAUCUUUCCGUCGUCGUCGUCGAGGAUAUCACCUCGCCAGACUCUUACCUCUCUGCCUUGCAGCCAAGUUCCCCUGUUGCCAUUUUUCACCUCGCCGCACCAUUCCACUACAACACCGCGAAUUUUGAGCAGGACCUCAUUAUCCCCGCCGUAAAGGGUUCGACUGCCAUUCUGGAGGCUGCGAAGCUACUCGGGGGUGUUAAACGCAUCGUACACACCAAUUCUUUCGUGUGUAUCUACGAUGCUGAAAAAGGCCCCCAGCCUGGGAAAAUCUACACCGCAAAAGAUUGGUCACCUUUGACGUAUGAGGACGGAGUAAAUGCACCGAAUGCGCCAACGGCAUACCGAGCUAGCAAGGCGGUCGGUGAGCGCGCCGCAUGGAAGUGGAUGGACGAGAACAUGGAGGUUGGUUUUGAUCUAGUGAGCCUCAACCCAGGCAUGGUCUUUGGAGCAUUCCUCCCUGGUGCACUGCCAGCUUCUACUGCACAACUCAAUACGUCCAAUGAUAUUGUCUGGAGAGUAGUUUCCGCGGGGCGAGACAACGAGGUCCCGCCUACAAGGGCUCCAGUAUGGGUGAGCGUCAAGGAUACGGCCCUUGCACACGUAAUGGCCCUCCAGGUUCCCGAAGCUUCCGGUGAGAGGUAUCUCCUUGCAGCGGGAGUCUACUGCAAUCAGGAAAUCGCAGAUGUGGCACGAAAGGUGGCGGACAAGUACGGACAUAGGAUCCCAAUUGGUGUUCCGGGAACAAGGGAGUCACAUCAACAUUUCGGCGUGGAUGCCAGCGUCACCGAGAAAGUACUUGGUAUUAGGUGGCAAGGACUAUCGGAUAUGCUGGCAGAGUUGAUGCCGCAGCUAUUUGAGAUUGAGGGAAAAAACCAGCAGGGCUAUGAAUUAGGCAAGGUCGUUUAA
This is a messenger RNA of Ilyonectria robusta, 2664 nucleotides long. Its product is annotated as major facilitator superfamily domain-containing protein. Bases 208 to 2664 code for a protein of 818 amino acids. Gene Ontology annotation, cellular component: membrane. Lineage: Eukaryota; Fungi; Ascomycota; Sordariomycetes; Hypocreales; Nectriaceae. Gene Ontology annotation, molecular function: transmembrane transporter activity. Gene Ontology annotation, biological process: transmembrane transport. The record is from RefSeq and is a predicted model, not a curated record. The transcript is spliced from 3 exons.